Dreissena polymorpha is the source of this 2122-nucleotide messenger RNA. Its product is annotated as neuronal acetylcholine receptor subunit beta-3-like. Gene Ontology annotation, biological process: regulation of membrane potential; chemical synaptic transmission; nervous system process. The transcript is spliced from 6 exons. Gene Ontology annotation, molecular function: extracellular ligand-gated monoatomic ion channel activity; transmembrane signaling receptor activity; neurotransmitter receptor activity. The coding region runs from base 383 to 1384 and encodes 333 amino acids. Gene Ontology annotation, cellular component: synapse; membrane; neuron projection. The record is from RefSeq and is a predicted model, not a curated record. NCBI's taxonomy places the organism in Eukaryota, Metazoa, Mollusca, Bivalvia, Myida, Dreissenidae.
ACCAGGUCUCGAAGAGCACGCACAAGGUUUCAGAACAGGCACGUCAUGGUACAAUACAAAAUACAUUUGACAAUCUUUAAUUGAACUUGUUUAUAGACGAUGUUUUGCACGUGGUUUGCUAAAUAUUCGACUUAACUAUAAAUUAGUGUUACCUUUAGUACGCUCUUGUGUGCGUUCUCCAAACAACUAUACUGUACGUCAAGGGAAAACGUUAAAUCAACAAAAACGUACCCGAUACAACUAAGGAUGAUACAAAAAUUCGAACAAAACGACAAAUGGCUAUAACAAAAAUAUUAUACCAAGUACCGACCAGAGGCAAGCCUUAACCGUCAUUGUGGAUUUCGUACUGAAUUCCAUAUCCGAGUUCGACGCACAAAAUGAGAUGCUAUCUACGUCUGGGUAUUUUGUUGUGAGAUGGACUGACGAGUAUCUAGUGUGGGAUGUCGAUCAGUUCAACGGAACACAAGAGAUAUUACUGCCGCAAGACGAAAUAUGGAAGCCAGAUCUCUUACUGGCCAACUCGUAUAAAUCGUUCACCGGAAUGGGCUAUCCAAACCUCAAAGUAAAGGUGAACAGUACCGGAUAUGUGCAGUGGUUUCCGAGUCAAGUGUUGGAAUCCACGUGCUCCGUCAACAUUCGGUACUUUCCGUUCGACAAGCAGACGUGUGUCAUCAAAAUAAACGCCUGGAGCUAUUCGGAGGACGACAUUGAGUUCUCAAUCGCAAACGAUAACAUCGACUUGGAUGACUUCACGACGAACAGUCAAUGGGACGUCCUAUCGACAAACGCAAGAGUUUUGAACACAAAUGACGAGCCGGCAGUCGAGUUCGAGCUUCAUCUCAAACGUCGUGCGAGUUUCUAUGUCCUGAAUAUCAUCAUUCCCGUCCUGCUUCUUUCACUUCUGAGCGCCUUUUCGUUCGUGCUUCCGGCCGACUCAGGAGAGCGAGCGGGUUACGCCGUCACCAUCUUCCUGUCGUUAGCCGUCUUCCUCACGAUCAUUUCAUCGGAACUUCCGAAGAAUUCCAAAGAGGUUUCGUACCUUUCCGUCUACCUGCUCAUCAUGAUCGUGUGCAACACCGUCAUGCUUGCCAUCGGCCUCGCCCAGGUGAGAUUGGUAAGCCGUGACGAAGCGAUGGAACCAGUGGGCCAUAACCUGCGCUGCCUCUACCGACUGUACAGAAAACUGAAAUGUUCGUCUGCUGUCGCACCGAAGGAAAGUCUCAACGUUGUCGACGUUAUUGACAAGGAAACAGAAAAGAGGGCGCAACAAGAAUGUCCGUCUUGGCCGGAAGUUGUGAGCGCUUUGGAUUUCCUGAUGUUUUGGUUGUUCAUUAUAAUUACGGUUCUAUGCACCGUUGUCUUGUACCUCAUUUGCCUUCUUUGAGAUAAAAACUAUUUUGAGAUUCUUAUAUAAUUUGUGCUAGUUGCAAAAAUAGCUAACUGUCAACACGUGUUUAUCAAUAUCUUAUGUUAAUACCAAGUUUUAAGUUAAACACUCUUUAGUUGAACGGUGUUAUGUGUUAAGUUACCUAUGGCGAUUGGCAUAUCAGGCUCAAGUUCUUUUUGUAAAAUUGGACCAUUUAUGUUUGAAAAUUAUAUAUAUGUUCCUGCCCUUCCUCCAACACUUAUCAAUGUACAAAAAAUAACAUAAUUAUGUUGCAAGGUAUCGAAAAGGUUGCCUUUGUAAUCGGUUUUAAAAUGAUGUUAAUAAUACAACCAUUUACAUGUGAUACCUGUUAACGGGCUUUAGCGAUUUUAUAUUUGCUUAUUAAGACUCUAAGUAUUAACUUCCAUGAUCAGCUUUUAAUAUAGGAUGGGUUUUAUUUAUCACUCAGAGCUUUGUAUUCAUAUGAAAUGUGUAUAUACCUUUUAAUUGUAUGUGAUUGUUGAAAGCGGCGCAACAUACAAAUAAACAAGUACUUUAAAAUAAUGUUUUAUGGACACAUAAAAUGAGAUGACCGUUUACGGAACACACAAUGUAUAUAACCCCGUAAACUUUUGAAAAAACUACGAAUAACGCUAAAAUGCUAUAAAAAGACGCUAACGUGUGUUACGCUAUUGUACGCAAACAUCUGACGCGACGUCAUAUUUAUUCGUUAACAUUGUUUGAGAUUUAUACAUU